Molecule: messenger RNA, 5030 nt
Organism: Camellia sinensis
Lineage: Eukaryota; Viridiplantae; Streptophyta; Magnoliopsida; Ericales; Theaceae
Source: RefSeq, a predicted model, not a curated record
UCUAUCUCCAAUCACAAUAAAAUCAAAUAGAUAGAAACUAUGUCACCAUUAUUGGAGCUCGCACGAAGAUAUCCUCUUUUCUUUUUUGAACUCGUGAAGAUUUCUUCAAUUCGGCCUUGAAUUUGAUUUUGAUUAUGAUUACAAGGUCAAACAAUUUUUGAUUUUGUUUUGGGGGUUUUUGACUUUGGUUUCUGCAUCUGACUUUCCAGGUAGCUUCUCCAGCUGAUUCUGGCCCAUUGAUCCAACAAAGUCCAGUUAACUGUGAUGGAGACCAAUAACUGGAGGCCUGCUCCAGGCGGCGGUGAACCCACGAUGGACCCGGGUGAUUGGAGGACCCAAUUGCAACCUGAUUCUCGACAAAGAAUUGUCAAUAAGAUAAUGGACACUUUGAAGAGGCAUCUUCCCUUUUCUGGACAAGAGGGACUGCAAGAACUUAAGAAGAUUGCUGUAAGGUUUGAGGAGAAGAUCUACACUGCUGCCACAAGCCAGACUUCAUCCAAAAAACAAAAGGGAAUAUCUGCAUUUCACCUUCUAUGUUUGUAUAGCAAUGGUCGGUUGGUUUUUGGCUUGGCAUAAUUGCUCAUGAAUUAUAUAUUCUUAAUUUCCAAUUGCAGUCUGAUUAUCUGAGAAAAAUAUCUCUGAAGAUGCUGACAAUGGAGAACAAAUCUCAGAAUACUAUAUCGAAUUCUGCCAGUAAUAGCAAAAAUCCUCCAGAUACAGUAUCCCAUGGCAUGCAACCCCAAAUUGCAGGCAACCAGGGGCAAUCACUUUCUAAUCCAAUGGUGGCUAACCAGUCUCAAUCCCGCCAACCGCUGUUAUCCCAGAAUAUUCAGAAUAACAUCACAGCAACAGGAGUACCAGGUUCUGCUAAUUUAACAUCAGCACUGCCUUCUGUUGGUGGUUUACCACAGACUAGCAUACCAAACGUUGGCCAGAAUUCCAAUUUGCAGAACAUUCAGAACAUCUCUGGGGUUUCACAGAAUUCAGUUGCAAAUUCAAUGGGGCAGGGGGUGUCUUCCAAUAUUUUUGCCAAUACUCAAAGGCAGAUGCCAGGAAGGCCACAACAAGUUGUUCCCCAACAACAACAGCAGCAGUCUCAAAAUCCACAGCACUAUCUUUACCCGCAGCAUUUUCAACAGCAGCUUCUGAACAAGAAAUAUCCGCCAGGAAGUAUUCCCCCACACAUGCAAUCUCACAUCCAGCAACAACAGACACAGCAGCAACAGAACCUAUUACAAUCUUCUCAGCAAUCUGUUAUGCAGCCUUCUAGCAUGCAACCAGCUCCACUAUCUGGCCUUCAACAGAAUCAGCAGUCUUCUGUUCAACAGUCAACACAACCAAUGCUUCAGCAAAAUCCACAAUCAGUUCUCAGGCAACAGCAACAACCGCAGCAGACACCCAUUAUUCAUCAACAGCAAACACCAAUGCAGCCGCAGCCGAUAUUGCCAACGCAACAGCAGCAGCAGCAGCAGCAGCAGCAGCAUCUAGCAGGGCAGCAGCCAAAUUCUACAAACAUGCAACAGAACCAGCUAAUUGGGAAUCAAAACAGCAUCCCAGACAUGCAACAGCAGCAGAGGUUGCUAGGCCCGCAGAAUAAUCUUUCCAACUUGCAGCAGCAGCAGCAGCAGCAGCAGCAGCAGUUAAUGAGCCAGCAAAACAACCUAUCAAAUAUUCAUCAUCAGCAACAGUUGGGUCCCCAUGGUAAUGUUGCUGGGCUACAGCAGCAACAGCAGCAAUUGCUCGGAACUCAAUCUGGCAUGCUACAACAAUCUAAGGUUCCAAUGCAGCAACAAACCCAGCAGAGUUCUGCAACUUUGUUGCCAACCCAAGGUCAACAGUCACAACCACAACCUCCACAGCAGCAAUUGAUGUCACAGAUUCAAGCACAGCCUGGACAGUUCCAACAGCAGUUAGGUUUGCAACAACAGCAGAGGCUUCAAACAUCAGGCCCCUUACUUCAGUCACAGAAUAUGCUUGAUCAGCAAAAGCAGCUAUUUCAAUCGCAAAGAGCCAUUUCAGAGGCGUCAUCAACUUCAUUAGAUUUCACAGCUCAGACAGGAAAUGCAAGUAGUGGGGAUUGGCAAGAGGAGGUCUAUCAAAAGAUUAAAACCAUGAAGGAUGAGUAUCUACCAGAACUAAAUGAAAUGUACCAGAAAAUUGCUGGUAAAUUGCUGCAGCAUGAUUCUCUGCCUCAGCAACCAAAGAAUGAGCAACUUGAGAAGCUCAAAAUAUUUAAGAAUAUGUUGGAGCGCAUCAUGGCAUUCUUACAAGUUUCCAAAAGCAAUAUAUUACCUGGUUUUAAGGAGAAGUUGGGUUCAUAUGAGAAGCAAAUAAUUAAUUUUCUUAAUUCAAAUAGGCCCCGGAAAUUACCUGGACAACUUCCUCUAGCUCAUAUGCCUUCUAUGCAGCAAUCACAGCGAUCACAAUCUCAAAUUACUCAAGUGCAGCCACUUGAAAAUCAAAUGAACCCUCAGCUACAAUCAAUGAACUUACAGGGUUCUGUAUCAACCAUGCAACAAAACAAUGUGACAAAUCUGCAGCAUAAUUCCUUAUCUUCUUUAUCAGGGGUUCCAAAUGUAUCACAGAGCAUGAUAAAUACACUACAGCCGAGUUCCAAUAUUGAUUCAGGUCAAGGAAAUGCACUCAGUACAUUGCAGCAGGUUGCUGUGGGAUCUCUGCAACAAAUUCCUGCGAACACUUCCCAACAGGUAAACAUGAACUCCUUGUCGUCACAAAGUGGGAUGAAUGCACUGCAGGCAAACCUUACUCCUCUUCAGUCAAAUUCCAAUAUGCUUCAACACCAGCAUCUAAAACAACAGGAACAGCAGAUGCUGCAGACACAACAAAUGAAACAGCAGUAUCAACAGCGGCAGCAGAUGCAACAACAGUUGAUCCAUAAACAACAGAUGAUGCAGCAGCAGCAGCAGCAACAGCAACAGCAACAGCAGCAGCAGCAGCAGCAACAGCAGCAACAGCAACAGCAACAGCAGCAGCAGCAGCAGCAGCAGCAGCAGCAGCAACAGCAACAGCAACAACAACAGCAGCAACAAUUGCAGCAAACAAAAAUGCAACAGAAUGCCCAGUUACAGGCACACCAAAUGCCACAGCUUCAUCAGAUGAAUGAUGUAAAUGAAUUGAAGAUGAGAAUGGGUGUCAAAGCAGGAGUUUUUCAGCAACACCACUCAGUAGGCCAGCGCUCAGCUUAUCACCAUCAGCAGUUGAAGUCUGGACCUUCAUAUCCCAUCUCUUCACCACAACUCCUCCAGGCUGCUUCUCCUCAAAUGCUUCAGCAUCCUUCUCCACAAAUUGACCAGCAAAAUCUGCUGACAUCUCUUACUAAAACUGGGACUCCCUUGCAAUCUGCGAACUCACCUUUUAUUGUCCCAUCUCCUGCAACUCCUCUGGCUCCAUCCCCAAUCCCUGGUGAGUCCGAGAAAGUUAACUCCGGUGUUUCAGCUCUAUCCAAUACUGGAAAUAUUGGACAUCAACAAACAACCGGUGUUGUAACACCAGCCCAAUCCCUUGCCAUUGGCACUCCUGGGAUUUCAGCCUCCCCUUUGCUUGCAGAGUUCACUACUCCAGAUGGGAAUCAUGGUAAUGCCUCAACAGGUGUUUCUUGCAAGUCAAGUGUUACUGAACAACCACUUGAACGCUUACUUAAAGUGGUAAAGUCAAUGUCACCUAAAGCGUUGAGUGCCUCAGUUAGUGAUAUUGGCUCAGUUGUUAGUAUGGUUGAUAGGGUAGCAGGAUCAGCACCAGGUAAUGGAUCUAGAGCUGCAGUUGGUGAAGAUUUGGUUGCCAUGACAAAGUGUCGUCUACAAUCAAGAAAUUUUGUCACACAAGAUGGAAAUACCGGAGCAAGGAAAAUGAGGCGCUACACAAGUGCAAUGCCCUUAAAUGUUGUAUCAUCUGCUGGCAGUGUAAAUGACAGUUUCAAGCAUUUGACUGGUUCUGAAGCAUCUGACUUAGAAUCAACUGCAACUUCUACCAUCAAGAGGCCUAGAAUUGAGGCUAACCAUGCCCUUUUGGAUGAAAUAAGGGUGAUAAAUCAGCGACUUAUAGAUACAGUAGUAGAUAUCAGUGAUGAAGAUGUUGAUCCAACUGCAGUAGCUGCUGCUGCUGCUGCUUGUGAAGGCAGUGAAGGAACUAUUGUCAAGUGCUGUUUCAUUGCUGUUGCUCUCAGUCCAAACUUGAAGUCACAGUAUGCUUCUGCUCAAAUGUCACCUAUUCAGCCCUUACGGUUGCUUGUUCCUUCUAAUUAUCCAAACUCCUCUCCAAUACUCCUGGACAAGUUUCCGAUUGAAGUUAGUAAGGAGUACGAAGAUCUAUCAGUGAAGGCAAAGUCAAGGUUUAGCAUCUCUCUCCGAAACCUUUCCCAACCUAUGUCACUUGGAGAGAUAGCUAGGAUUUGGGAUGAUUGUGCUCGUGCAGUUAUUUCAGAGUAUGCACAACAGAGUGGUGGAGGGAGCUUCAGCUCCAAAUAUGGAACUUGGGAGAACUACUCCUUGACUGCUGCAUAAUAUCCUUUUGGUAUGUAUGAAUGGGGCUCUUUGGUGCAACUUAUAUGAGCUUUUUAUAGCCUUUUUUAAAAAUUAAAAAAAAAAAAAAUUUAUUUUGGGAGUCUGUUUGUCGUAGUAUCUACUUAUAGUUUAUUAGGUAGUAAUAGAUUAAUUAAGCAGGAAAAAAAAAAAAUGUGUGAAAGCUGAGGGGUGUGCUUUUGGCUUACAAGAAGCUGCACCAAACAAACGACUCGUGUUCAUGUUCAUUUUCAAUCUUUGAAAUGGGGAAGAAUUGUUGAUGGCUUUGAUGCAGAAAAUGGUCGGAGCUGCUGCUGCUUGGUCCUACUGUGAGAUGUAGUCUUGUUUGGGGUUUUGCAUAUAUGUGGAAGGAGCACACACCCACUGCUUUAGGUAUUUUGUAUAAUUGAGAGCUUGGAAUGUUGUUGGCAUAGUGUAUCAUAAAGGUAAAUUAUAUGUUGUUGCUGUAACAUGUUUUGUGCUAUAUAGGGUUUCUUUUCGCACAGCUCACCA